Sardina pilchardus (European sardine) is the source of this 3343-nucleotide messenger RNA. It is a transcript of the gene p3h1, whose product is annotated as prolyl 3-hydroxylase 1. Gene Ontology annotation, molecular function: protein binding; procollagen-proline 3-dioxygenase activity; L-ascorbic acid binding. Gene Ontology annotation, biological process: collagen metabolic process. NCBI's taxonomy places the organism in Eukaryota, Metazoa, Chordata, Actinopteri, Clupeiformes, Clupeidae. The coding region runs from base 71 to 2794 and encodes 907 amino acids. The record is from RefSeq and is a predicted model, not a curated record. Gene Ontology annotation, cellular component: endoplasmic reticulum. The transcript is spliced from 15 exons.
UUCCUCUACGCUCCGACUCCCUCUCGUGUUGGACGUCAGCUCUGGCGCUGCAGAGGCCCAGUGAUUCAAGAUGUCUUUCAGGAUUGUAUCUGUGCUCCUCACAAUAUUAUCUCUAAACAAUAGUUUGUCAGAUGCACAAACCAAUGGCAGCACCAUCCCGGAGCCCUACGACCUUCUGUUUGAUACCGCAGUGGAAGCGUACUACAAAGGGGACUGGAUGACAGUCAUCCUGAACAUGGAGCGAGCUUUGAAGAAUAAGGCUAUAGUCAGGAAAAUCAAGGCUCAGUGCAGACUUGCAUGCGCUAACCGGACAGCCUUUCUGGAAGGUAUUCCAGGCAUAGGGCCUGCCAUACCUGGAGCUGGGUCCAUUGAAGACCUUGGCUUCUUUCAGUCAAUAUUAAAAAGGGCCGACUGCAUAAGUUCCUGUGAAAAUGAGAAGUUGGGACCGUACACUCUUCACGAUGUUAGCGCUGAAACGGAGCUUGAAUUUCGGAAGAGGACCCCUUACAAUUACCUACAAGUCGCUUAUUUCAAGAUCAAAAAGCUUGACCGAGCAGUGUCAGCAGCCCACACAUUCUUUCUGGCCAACCCUGACCAUAUGGAGAUGAAGCAGAACCUGGAUUACUACAAGUUGAUGGCAGGAGUUCAGCAGAGUGACUUCAAAGAUCUGGAGGCUCCACCACACAUGGCUGCCUUCCUCGAAGGGAAGAGGCUGUACAGUUCAGACAACUUUGAGGGAGCCGUUUCACACUUGGAAAAGGCUGUGGAGGAGUUCUUCCCUGCCUAUGAGGAGUGUCGUGCUCUCUGUGAGGGAUCGUAUGACUAUGAUGGCUACAACUAUAUGGAGUACAAAGCAGACCUUUUCCAAGCGAUGACAGAUCACUUCCUGCAAGUUCUGAACUGCAAACAGAACUGUGUACUGGAGCAGGCUACCAUUUCUGGAAAAGACAAGCCGUUUGAUGACUUCCUGCCAUCACUCUUUAACUACCUUCAGUUCACCUACUUCAACAGUGAAAAAUAUGAGAAGGCUGUUGAGUGUGCUAAAACCUACCUCCUAUUUCAUCCUGAGGAUGAUGUUAUGAAGCAGAAUCUGGCAUAUUAUACUGUGAUUGUCGGAGAGGAAAAUGCUACGGUUAUACAUGAACGAGAGGUGAUCAAACAGUACAUCAAGAAGACUUUGCUGGAAAAGGAGCUGCUGUACUUUGGCUAUGAAAUAUUUGGAGUGACUUUUGUGGACCCAGACCCCUGGACACCAGCUGAUAUCAUGCCAUUGAAAUUGAGGGAGAAGCAGAAGGCUGACCGUGAGACAGCUGCCCGUAUCACAGAGGAGAUCGGAAACCUAAUGAAGGAGAUUGAGACCCUUGUAGUGGAGAAGAACAAGGACUCACCAGACCUACCCAUGAUCAUGACCGAUGUUCCUCAAGCAGACAGUCAGCCUGUGGCACCUCCUGCGGAGUCUGUGCUUUUUGACUCGGUCAAGGUGACCAUGACGCCGACCAUGAUGAAUGGCACCGAUCGAGUGCUGUUGGAUGGCGUCACCACCGACGAUGAGUGCCGUGAGCUGCACCGCCUGUCCAACGCUGCAGCUAAGGUCGGGGACGGCUAUGGCAAAACCUCACCACACUCCCCCAGUGAGAUGUUCCAAGGAGUUACUGUGCUCAAGGCACUCCAGCUUGGCCAGGACGGCACGGUUCCUCUGAAGAGCGCUCGUCUCUUUUUUGACCUCAGCGAAAAAGUCCGCAAGAUCUUGGAGUCUUACUUCCACCUGCCGACCGCACUGUACUUCUCCUACUCCCACCUGGUGUGCCGCACUGCUAUUGAGGAGAAACAGGAGGACCGCAAUGACUUGAGCCACGCCGUGCAUGCAGACAACUGCCUUCUGAUCUCAGAGUUGAACGAGUGUGUCAAAGAGCCUCCAGCCUACACACACAGAGACUACAGCGCUAUCCUCUAUCUGAACGAUGACUUUGAGGGAGGCGAUUUUAUCUUCACGGAGAUAGAUGGAAAAACUGUCACUGCCACUGUGAGACCCGCGUGUGGUCGCGUUGUGGGCUUUGGGGCAGGAAAGGAGAAUCCACAUGGGGUGAACGCUGUCACCAAAGGCCAGAGAUGUGCGGUUGCUCUAUGGUUCACUCUGGACCCUCGCCAUGAAGAAAAGGAGCGGAUCCAAGCGCAGGAGCUUCUGAACAUGCUCUCCUCUCCUGUGAAUGCCGAGUUCCAAGGCACAGCGGAGGACAAGAGCGCAGACACACCGACACAAGCUGCUGACUCCAGACCUGCAGCACAGCCUGAUGGCUCAGAGGUGGCCCAGGUGUCAAAGGAAGAGGAGCCAAUCGCUGCUCAAGUGGCGCAGCAGACUGAAAAACAGACAGACAAGCCAGAGCCGUCAGUUUCUGCUCAAAAUGAUGCCGUUCCUGAGAUUAAAAGCACAGGUGAGACAGCAAAAGCCAGCACAGAUUCCAAAACCGAUGAAAAGCCCAAGCCAAAGGCAGCUGUGAAAACAAAACCAAAGCAGACAGACAAGACACAAACGAAACAAGCAGACAAAACGAAACCGAAGCAGGCGGACAAAUCAAAGCCCAAACAAGCAGACAAAUCAAAGCCCAAACAAGCGGACAAAUCAAAGCCCAAACAGGUGAACAAAACAAAACCUAAACAAGCAGACAAAACAAAACCCAAACAGGUGGACAAAAAAGAGAGUACACCCACGAAGAAGGCAGCGAAAAAAGCACCUGAUUCAAAGAAAGCCCAGGAGAAGACCACAGAUUCCCAAGCACAUAAGGUAGAGUUGUGAUUUUGAAUCACUUUUUUUUUGUACGUUUUGUUUUUUGUAUUUUGUUCAUUUCAUUUAUGUAAAUGUGAUGGGUGCAGUAUGAUUAGGUCAAUAUUUUCUGAAAUGUCUGAAUAUUUGAAAGAUGCAAUAAAGAAGCAUCCACCACUGGAGAAAUGUUUGCAGCACUGAGCAAAAAUUGUCCCCUAAAUGUGUAUUGCGUCAUGAAACAUGUCCGAACUCCUGAAUAUUUGCUUGCCUUAAUUUAUUUGGCAGAAAUAUGUAUGGUUCCAUCUUUAUUUAUCACUGUGAAAGGUCUUUUUUAACACAAAGUAGGGUACGCAGUCUACACAGCCCAUAUUAUUGUAAAGAUAAAAUGUUUUCAAUCAUCCUUUGCCUUUGCCUGCCCACAAUAUGUCCUUUAGCUGCUGUGCUUCUUGGACUGUUUUGCCUCAGGAAAAUGCCCCCAAGUAUUGAUCUGUACAGAGAUUCCUGUGUGCCUUAUGUAGAUGUAUGUGAUCUACCUGAUGUUCUUACUUUUGUUUGUACAAAACAUAAAUGAUUUUUAAAGAA